AUGGGAACGGAGGUGGUGGUGGAUAGAUGGGGGACCUGGGAGGAGCUCCUCCUUGGUGGUGCCGUCCUCCGCCACGGGACUCAAGCAUGGAACGUCGUCGCCGCUGAACUCCGAGCCCGAGCAGUUUGUUCAGACACUUUUACCCCUGAGGUAUGUAAAGCUAAAUAUGAAGACUUGCGACAACGGUAUUCUGGGAGCACGGCUUGGUUUGAAGAGCUUAAGAAGAGAAGAGUGGAAGAGCUGAAAAAAGCUAUGGAGCGAUCCGAAGUCUCAAUUGGGUCUCUUCAAUCAAAGCUUGAAGUCCUCGAGGCCGAGAAGAAUGAAAAAAAAGAUGAUUGUAAAAAUGGCUUAGAAAGUCCGGUAUCACAUAUACCAUCGAAGAAAUUGCAAAGAGUUGAAUCUUCAACUAAAGAUACAUCAAAGGAUGAUUUAUCAGCUGGAAGUUUCACACACGAAACGAGGUUAAACUGGUCUCCUGAAUCCCAGCUUCCAGCCGCGUCUGCUGAUGAUAAUGAAACUAAGCCCGAAGUUUCACAAUCUACCGAGCAGAUUAAAGUUUCGAAUGUAGAUAAUUUGGCUAACUUUUUAUAUGAAGGACAAAUAAGAACUUGUAGAAAGCCGAGAGGGAAGAGAAAAAGAAAGGAUUGUAGCAGAAGUAUUAAAGAAGCAGCAAGUGUUGGAGAAAGUGACUUAAUAGAUUCGGCCGAUGUUCUUUCUUGGUGUAAAGAAAGUUCUACCAGUAACUGCGGUGAAGUUGCAAAGUCUUCUGAUGAUGUAGAUAAUCGAAAUAAGAACUUGAAAAAGCGCUACGCGGAAGAUAUGAUUGAGAUCUUAGAUUCUAUUUUUGAGACAAAAGGCGCCUCUGCCUUCCGUCGCAGACUUGAUAGUCAGAAGAGAGGAAGGUACAAGAAAAUGAUCCGGCAGCACAUGGAUUUCGACACGAUAAGGUCAAGAAUCAGCAUCCGAACGAUUAAAUCAACUGUAGAACUAUUCCGAGACUUGCUGCUUCUCACCAACAAUGCCUUAGUCUUUUACUCGAAGAACACUCGCGAGUAUAAAACUGCUCUCGUUCUAAGAGACAUUGUCACCAAAAAAAUGAGAGAAAAUUUCAAGGGUAGUAAUAAUAGUACUAGCAGCAGCAAAGUCAGUAAAAUCACUGAGCCUAAAGAGCCUAAUGAGUCUGUGAAAUUACCUGUUCAUAAUGUUCAUGUGAAACCAAGAAGUGUAAGACCAGGAAACAGAAAAAUCGUUGCGAAGGCUGGUGGUGGCAACAACUCUGCAUCGGGGAUGCCACACUCACAAGGAGCUAAGAAGCCGGUUAAAGCCGAUUCUUCACCUUCUGUGGAAUCUUUAAAGGUCGUGAAGAAAAGUUUAAGUAGACCGAAAAGAGUUGAACGUGUGACUUCAUGUCAAAAGAUUACAACACCGACGAAAGGAAAGAAAAGAGUUAGAACAAAACCAUAG
Molecule: messenger RNA, 1464 nt
Organism: Vicia faba (fava bean)
Lineage: Eukaryota; Viridiplantae; Streptophyta; Magnoliopsida; Fabales; Fabaceae
Source: the annotation of a GenBank genome assembly